Molecule: messenger RNA, 2147 nt
Organism: Suillus paluster
Lineage: Eukaryota; Fungi; Basidiomycota; Agaricomycetes; Boletales; Suillaceae
Product: kinase-like domain-containing protein
Exons: 9
Coding region: 318-1997 (559 amino acids)
Biological process (GO): protein phosphorylation
Molecular function (GO): ATP binding; protein kinase activity
Source: RefSeq, a predicted model, not a curated record
CACAACAUCUCCGGUCUGCGGUUUAGAAACUUUUAGAAAGUGUUUCUGUGACCUUGAUCAUGCUUCGAAGUACGUCGAGGCGACACUAGUACUCCGAUAUUUUGAACCAAAAUGUCUCUGGAAAGUUCGACCAGUGUUACUUCUCAAAGAUCGGGAAUGUAUAUAACAUACACUGCGGCGCUCAGUCUCCUUUACCAUUUUGUCCCCAGCUGCCCGCAGUUCCGAUAAUUUUCCAGCUCGAGUCGAUAAUAUCAGAACCAGUCUCAGGCAACGACUUCCCUAGCACCUCAUAGCGCGCAUUCAACGGUAAUCAGGCUAUGCCUCUGGCCACAUCUCGCCCUUCCACUAUGACCAAUGCUGGUGCAUUGCAUCGUUCUCCCCGUCUGGCAGCGCAACAUCGUCAUCGUCCAUAUGUGAUACCUGGGAGGGAACGUUUGCCCCAGAAUGGACUUAGACCACCCCAGCAACUUGAGCCGCAGUCAGCCCGAUCCACUACAAGUAUUGGGACGAAUCCAGGAGUCGACGCUCAUUCGACGGCAGGUCGGCGAAGCGCAGAUCCUGUGGUCCCGGAUGAGCGACUGGGUAUGCCCAAGAAGCCCACCAUCCAGUCAGGACCCACUCUACCGCCAACUGAGGAGCAGCUCGCACACGCAGUAGACCUGAUCCAGAAUCUGAAACGAAUUUACUCAGCAAAACCGCCGACGAUGCCACCCCACGCAUUGUCAGCCGACGAGCGAAUGGAGUACGACAAGCUACUGGAGCAGCUUCACAAGAUGACCGAGGACCUUGAUGUCAAGCUACCAAUGUACUGGAUUGUUUUGAGAUCGGAUAAUAUGAUCCGCAAUCUUGUCGCAAUCGUCUCGUUGGUGGCACAUCAAAGGGCCAGUUAUUCGACAAGGUCGAACCUGGUCAUAAUUGAUCCCUCCGCUCUAAAGAGCAUGCAUAGCUUACUACGAAGUGCUAUCGAACGUUUUAGGCAUCAGACGAUGGAAGCCGCCGUUGCACCGCAACAAAUGGGAGGUGGACUUGCUGGACCUGUCAUAAAUAGACAAUCCCCCCCACCUACCGCUCCCAAUGACAUUCCCUCUACUCAACAUAUCCCUCCAAUUAUCAUCCCAGACUUGACUGGGCUCAUCACCCGAUGCGACCAAGAUCCCGUUUCUGGCGGUACAUACGGAAAUAUUUACAAAUGUAUGUACCACGGGCCGGACGGCGACAUACAGGUCGCCGUCAAAGCAAUGCGACCGCAAAUUUUCAAUACUGAGAUGGUGGUAUUCGUAUUACGGAGAGAACUCGGGAUUUGGAAGAGGUUGCAACACUCUAAUAUCUUGAAGUUCAUGGGUACUACUGGGGAGUUCGGCCCCUCUGUGGCUUUGGUUGCUCCGUGGAUAGUCAAUGACACUCUGACGUCGUUCCUCAACGACAACAAGACGCUCACACUGCGUGAUCGUCUGCUUCUGCUCCAUGGCGUAGCCGCUGGCCUCGACUAUCUUCAUACGUUUAGUUUCACUGUAGACGGAUAUACAUACUCCAAUCCAGUUGUCCACGGAGAUCUCACUGGUAACAAUGUCCUGAUCGGUAGCGAUCGAACUGCAUAUCUUGCUGAUUUUGGCCUUUCGGGAACUUUAACCAAAUUGCCCGGCAUGACGUACCUGAUGAAAAUGAGUCGUCAUCCAGGAGCACUAAGAUGGGCAGCUCCUGAACUUCUUUCCCUGGAAGAAUCAGGCACUGCAAUCACCACUCAGAGCGAUAUUUACUCCUUCGGUAGCAUCACGCUCCAAGUCCUGACUGGAAACGUCCCUUGGCCCCACUUGAACUGUGAAGCUGCAAUCAUGGGUAAAUUGAUUUUUGAGGGGCAAACACAUCCUCGUCCAGAUCGUGUCACCGACGAGCAAUGGGAUUUUAUGACCCGUUGCUGGUGUAAGACACCCACCGACCGGCCUUCUGCCCGGGAAGCCCUUCAAUUUGUUGAAAGCGAGCUCGCUAGGUACGAUUGAGUCUGAUAUAAUUUAUUAUUUUAUAUGCCCGUCACCGUAGCGGCCACAGGACAAAUGUGUAAUGAUAUGUAUUACUUACUUACAUGUAGCCUGAUCUGUUGAUGGGCGCCUUGAGCGCUGAGGUCCCCUAAUCAUACCGGUCGUGCACUC